This is a messenger RNA of Nerophis lumbriciformis (worm pipefish), 3675 nucleotides long. It is a transcript of the gene gsap, whose product is annotated as gamma-secretase activating protein. Gene Ontology annotation, biological process: positive regulation of amyloid-beta formation. Gene Ontology annotation, cellular component: trans-Golgi network. Lineage: Eukaryota; Metazoa; Chordata; Actinopteri; Syngnathiformes; Syngnathidae. The record is from RefSeq and is a predicted model, not a curated record.
GCUUCCCUCGGCCUAUGACAGAACAACACGGGCAUGGAGGGUGGAGACGUGACAAAAGAAAAAGCUAGAAAAAGUGAUGAGUGUUAUUGUUGGGAGGACAACUUUAACGCGCGUCUGCCGCCAAUUGAACUAGGAAAGAGCUCGAGUCACGUGACGGCCAACCCGGAAAUGCAGCAACUGCACGCAAAGGGCGACGCACGGCGAACUUUUUGAACUUUAAAAGAAAGCAAAAAAGUGUACUUUUAUCAGUGCUUAUGUUCAAACUGCAGCCAAAGUUGGACUUUCGCAGAGAUGUGGAGGCUCACGUCCUCGGGAAGGAGGCGGCGGUGUGCGGGGUGAAAGACUAUUGUGGUGCAUUGGAUCUUUUCAUCAUCAACAUUGAGCGUGAUGGGGGAAUCAUUUACUCCUGGAAGGGGUCAACUGGGACCACCAGAGUUGGCAAGUAUGACUCAGCCACCAAGCAGAAUAAGCUCCUGUACACCUUUGACAAGCCAGUGUGUGUCAGCAGCUGCUCCCUAAACAAGGAGGAGACAUUAUUAGCUGUCAGUUUGGCACAGAACAACAGCGGCGAGGAGCCCCUCAAACCAAUGUCCAAGUGCCUGACGCUCCUGAUUGAGAUCCAUCCCAUCAACAACACCAAGGUGCUCAAGGCGGUGGACUGCAGGGUCAAAGUGCAGUUCCUUCAUCCGGGAACUGACCACAGAUCAGUGCUGGAGAGCCACCUGCUGCUGCUGACUGAAGACGGAUAUGUGGACCAGUACCAUGUUCUGAUGACCAGACAUGGAGGCUACAAAGUGCUGAUGGCCAAUCCUGAGCGUCUGUCCAAAACAGCGGAGCGUCUUGCGGAGGACUUGUGCUGGGUCCAAUGGGACGUUCACACGCAGAGACUCUACUAUCUCACCCACCUGGACAAGUUCCUGCUGCGGUGUGUGCAGUUCUACGACAACCGCAACUGUGAAACUGUGCUGGAGCUUCCAUUAGAGCUGCAUGCCAAUCCCUUCACCAGCAUCAAGUUCGUCAACCUUGGUUUUGACCACUUUUACGUGGAGAGGCCAGAGCCAGUCAAGAUGGAAGUAUUCACAAACAGAAUAGGAAGCAUGUGCGUGUGCUACAGCCGGCCUUCUUGCGACAAACCAGAGAUGAUCUACACGGUGGUUUUAGUGCACAAAGACUGCAGCAAGACUUUCCGGAUGACUUUGGGCGACACCACCCGGCGACAUCCGCUCUUCAUCCCCAUAGGCUACUACAUGGUGGUGUAUCUGCACGCCUGCUUCCUGCACUGCAUCAACACCAGGCAGCAGGAGAUGCUCUGCCACUCCCUAUUCCUGUCUGGCAACAAUGCAGACUUAGGCCUCCCGUCCAAGUCCGGAAGGUUGACAGUGAUGCACGCAGAGGAGGAGGAGUCCAGCGCAGACUUGUUGGACCUAUCCAGCGGGACUAUUUACAGUGUCCAGAUCAACCCGGCUUAUUUGAUGCAGAUCCUUCGAUCGGAUCCGCCUUUCAGCAGUAUGGCUGACGCCCAGCGUUUAGCUGCCCUUCACUGCCUGCUUCUUCACAAGGGAAGUGACCCAAACGUAGAGCUGGAGAUUAUUGAAUGGCUGUGUGACAACGCAACACUGGAGUCCUUUGACCAGAUCCAGGAGUUCAUACUCGCGUCCUUGUACAGAAUAAACUACAAGAUGUCCCUCGGUCUGGAUAAGUUGCUGCCUUGCUCCUCCGUGUUCGAUAAGAAGGACGUCCCUGCUUGUCUGACGGAGGUUCCCGGUGUGUUGUGCACCGCCGAGCCGCACGCACAUCCCGUCUUCCAGGGAAAGGCAAGGAGCCUCCAGGGCUUCUGGUCCGAGCUGCAGUGGAACACGGAGAGGACCACAUUUUUCCACGCCGACCCCAACCCGAGAUACAGGACUUCGCAGGCUCAGGCCGACUGGACAAAACUGGUCACUGCCAGACCGUCCGGUCACAUGAAUCACCUGUUGGACAACACUAAGAAAGUCCUUUCCACGGUGGACAACUGGCGUCACGGCGGGAAGCUGCUGACACUUUUCCAGGAGGAGGACCACCAGCAGAAGGUGCUCAUCGGCCUGACGGUGGAGAAGCUGCGAGAGCAUCUGAACACACACCUGCCUCGACUGGGCAAGAAGAAGAUAGACGUCCUGGUGGUCAACUACGUAGCCAAACUGUUGGAGCUGAUCAGACACAUGCUGGAGACAGUCUGGCUGAAACACAGCCUGGGUCCGUGUGUUCUGUGCCUCACACAGCCGGCCGGUCCUGGCGAGUGGGCCGUGUUUCACUUCAUGCUUCGGACCCUGCAAGCCACCAGGGGGCUCUGCACGCCCCUCCCACCUGGUUAUCACACCCUGCUAGCGGCGUUUGCCGUGCGCUGCCUGCCUCCUCACACUUUCCUGCAGUAUGUCGACCACGGAUUUCUCCGGCUUACAGAGACAUUUGUGUCUCGACUCAUGACAGAUUUUGACAACAGCGACGCCAAUGAGAAGCUGAAGUUCAGUGUAUUGAAGAGACUUCCUGAGGCCAACAGAUUCUACCACAUGUGGGAUCAUCCUGUCAGUUCGGCUUCCAUCUGCAGGGAUUAUGUCAGGAAUGUGUUGGGGAGACGCGACAGAAACAAGGGAUUUGCCUUCAGCGGCAGAGACAAAGCCGGCUUCAGACCAGAGUUUCUCCCUCUCACACACCUGGCCAAAGUCCUGUCAGAUGCAGAAGAACAAGCUCUGAACCCCUUCGACGAACAAGAGAACGUGGACGCCACGUUUGUGGGGGAGACGGCUCUGAAGCAGACACUCAUUGUGCUGGGGUUUGAGGGAAAAUGACAAGGAUGUGACAGACGGAGAAUGUUGGAAGACAAGGGAAGGCUUAAGAGACUUUUUUUGGGGGGGGGGAAAGGGAACAACUUUUUUAGACUUUAAUUUAAGCCAGGGAAGUGAAAAUCAAAAAGUGAACAGUUUUCUAUGCAGUUAUACAGAACCUAAACUGCCACACACUCUUUGGUUUCACAGCUGACCUGGGUGUUCCUCCGGUGGAACUGGAAAAUGGGUGGAGGCCGGGAAGUCUGGGCUUCACUACUUAUAAGUGGAAGAAAAUUGAUGGUUAUUGUUUUCAUCAAGAGUUCUUAACCUUUUUUGACCUCGGGGCCCAACUUUUCCACUCAGAUGUUAACACAGAAAUAAUACUCUUGAUUUGAAUUGUAUUGAAUAAGUAUAUCUAACCUACUUACACUUUACAACCUUGUCAAAUGAUAUGAAACCAUGUGUUCAUCACAAAGAUGAUUAUUUAUUUAGCACACAAAGCCAAUUAGAAAACAAAAGUACUCACCAAGUAUACUGCAUACGAAGGUACUCAUAAACUGAUGAAAAAUACAUUUACAUGCAAUUAUGUUGUGCUCAAAUAAAAUAACAAAUACAAAAUGAAUAAUGAAUAUCUUAAAGUACCAGUAGAGUGGAAAACAAGUUGAUGCUUAUUUAUGUUUCAUUGAAUCCAGUAAACCAGGGUUAGUAUUUGUAUUUACAAUCCGCAAAGUACCGUAUUAUUCCAAACUAUAAGUCGCAGUUUUUUUCAUAGUUGCGAUUUCUACUCAGGAGCGACUGAUGUGUGAAAUUAUUAACACAUUACCGUAAAAUAUCACUUAAUAUUAAUUAGCUCAUUCCUGUAAGAGACUAGACG